Messenger RNA from Dunckerocampus dactyliophorus (ringed pipefish), 1623 nucleotides. It is a transcript of the gene pex13, whose product is annotated as peroxisomal biogenesis factor 13. Gene Ontology annotation, cellular component: peroxisomal membrane; peroxisomal importomer complex; peroxisome. NCBI's taxonomy places the organism in Eukaryota, Metazoa, Chordata, Actinopteri, Syngnathiformes, Syngnathidae. Gene Ontology annotation, biological process: protein import into peroxisome matrix, docking. Gene Ontology annotation, molecular function: protein binding. The record is from RefSeq and is a predicted model, not a curated record. The transcript is spliced from 4 exons. Bases 52 to 1266 code for a protein of 404 amino acids.
UUCAAGAGCAAUAGGCCCCAGGCGGAUUUCAACUGUCAGACACUUUGCGCGAUGGACUCCCAACCACCGCCAAAGCCGUGGGAACGGCGUAUUCCUGGGACGAUUGGCACACCUGUAAAUUACAGGUCUACGGACUUUGGACAUCCUGCAGGCCUUUCUGUGUCUACCGGUCCUCCUGUCCUGACCAGAGUUGCACCACCGUUGCCUCCUCGUCCCGUCCAGCAGUCAUACCGUCCAGCUUACAGCUCCUUCACCUCUUCUUACAGUCCCUAUAGGGGCUCCAUGUAUGGGGGCUACAGCCCCUACAGCUACAGCGGUGGCUACGGCCUUGGAGGAUAUGGUCGCUUUUCGCACGCAGAGGAGGUUGUCCCCAGUCGCUUUGUCCAACAGGCAGAAGAAAGCAGCCGUGGUGCUUUCCAGUCCAUUGAAAGCAUUGUGCAAGCCUUCGCCUCGGUUAGCAUGAUGUUGGACGCCACAUUUUCAGCUGUAUAUAACAGCUUCCGCGCUGUGCUGGACGUGGCCAACCACUUGACGCGGUUACGAGCACAUCUCACCAGGGUUUUGUCAGCAUUUGCUUUGGUGCGCACCUUGAGAUACCUCUACCGGCGGCUACAGAGACUGCUGGGACGGAGGUCAGAUGCUGAGGUUGAGGAUUUGUGGGCAGACAGUGCAAGCGAUGCCCUGGCUACUAGUGCACCCAGAGGCCCUGGAGCAGCAAUGGACGAUCAAACUGUUAAGUCGUGGCCAAUCUUUCUAUUUUUCGCUGUUGUUCUGGGGGGACCCUACCUAAUAUGGAAACUGCUCAGUUCUGCCCCUGGCUCUGAAGACAGGGCCACAAACUGGGCCAGCGGGGAGGAUGACCACGUCGUGGCAAGAGCGGAGUAUGACUUCACAGCUUCCACUGAGGAGGAGAUUUCUUUCCGGGCUGGAGAUAUGCUCAACCUCGCACCUAAAGAACAACAGCCACGCGUGCGUGGUUGGCUGCUGGCCAGCCUGGAUGGUCAGACCGCAGGCCUCGUCCCAGCCAAUUACGUCAAGGUCCUCGGCAAGAGGAAAGGCCACAAACACGUAGAGAUGGAGAGGCUCACUCAGGUUCAGCAAGGGAACUCGCUGGCCUCCCGGACUGACGCCGCUGCAAAUGUGAAUCCAUCACCUGAGGAGUUAUUAGAGUCUGUGUACAAAGCAACACCGACUUCCACCGGCGAGGAACCUUCCAAGUCCAACUCCAGCACGGUGGUUAACAUCCCGGAGAAAAAUGAUCUGUGAUGGUUUUGUGAGAAAUGUGUUUGAACGUAUGUCAGAGAUUAUUAUUACAGCGCUCAACUCAGUCAGGUGCUUGCUGUGUUUCACUGUUAAAGCUGACUCGAUAGAUCAACGUAGAACUUUGUUGUCGUUAAAUAAUUUAUAAGGAAAGGUUUAUGUAUAAUCCUGCUGUUUUAAAAGCAAGAUUGUCAUCAUGAUGGUUAAAUGAGAAACUCUUUUGCUUCAUUUCAUAAUUGGUUUCUUAAUUGAAAUAAGUACAAUAUGUUCGUAAUAAAGAGCUAAUUUUGCACAGCCUAAAACACCAUACUAGUGGUAUAAAUACAAAUAUUUUGGAAAAUAAAGUCUUUUAAAAACUUGAAA